AUGUCAGUGUCACACCCAAUACCUACGAAUGAUCUGACUCCUGAGAGUGUCAAACGCAUCGAACUGAAUAGGCUGAAGGCGAAAGCUAGGCUUAGGGAGUCGGAAGCUACCAAAGCGUCCACCUCUUCCUCGCGGAAUGCCAAUAACAAACGGCCUUUGCAAGUAACACUUGCCACUUCUAAGUCUCCUACUGCACCUUCCAAGCAGCCUGCGCUGGUGAAGGACAGCCGGUUCGGUAACUACUUUGAAUAUGACUUGUCCAAGAUGGUCAAUUCGAAAGGUGGAUUCCUCAUCGAGGACCACGAGAAAAUAGACGAAAGAACCAAGAAGCUAGAGGAACAGCGUGCUGCGCAGCGAUCGGCGCAGAAACUUGAUCCUCCAAUAUCAUUCGAUCCCUCCAUGAAUCUUAAAUGCAAAGAAUGUCGUUCUACGGACAUCGAUUAUACAUUUAAGCGCGUAUUUGGCGUUCUAGUGUGUGAGAAAUGUAAGGUCGAAAAGCCAGAAAUGUACAGUCUCCUCACAAAGACAGAGUGCAAGGAGGACUAUUUACUGACUGACCCCGAGCUCCGAGACCACGAAAUUCUGCCUCACCUCCUCAAAGCAAACCCACACAAGUCGACAUGGAACAACAUGAUGCUAUUUGUUAGAUUCCAAGUGGAGGAAUUUGCAUUCAAGAAAUGGGGCGGUCCAGAAGGACUGGAUGCCGAAUGGGAACGACGGACUGCCGAAGCUAAGAAACGGAAGGGCAAAAAAUUCGCACAGAGCCUUCAAGAAUUGAGACGGAAGACUCGGGAGAGUGUGUGGCAGAUGAGGAAAGACGAGGAGCACAGACAUGAGUUUGGCGCAACGGAGGUGCGCGAGGACGGGAGUGGGAUUCAACGAUGCGUUGAAUGCGGGUUUGAGAUCGAGGUUGAAGAGUUUUGAAUGACUAUACGUACGGAUUCGUGU
This is a messenger RNA of Cantharellus anzutake, 948 nucleotides long. Its product is annotated as XPA protein C-terminus-domain-containing protein. Gene Ontology annotation, molecular function: damaged DNA binding. Gene Ontology annotation, cellular component: nucleotide-excision repair factor 1 complex. Gene Ontology annotation, biological process: nucleotide-excision repair involved in interstrand cross-link repair; UV-damage excision repair; base-excision repair. Lineage: Eukaryota; Fungi; Basidiomycota; Agaricomycetes; Cantharellales; Hydnaceae. The record is from RefSeq and is a predicted model, not a curated record. The transcript has 5 exons. The coding region runs from base 1 to 924 and encodes 307 amino acids.